Hypoxylon fragiforme is the source of this 720-nucleotide messenger RNA. RefSeq lists its product as uncharacterized. The record is from RefSeq and is a predicted model, not a curated record. The coding region runs from base 1 to 720 and encodes 239 amino acids. The transcript has 2 exons. NCBI's taxonomy places the organism in Eukaryota, Fungi, Ascomycota, Sordariomycetes, Xylariales, Hypoxylaceae.
AUGGAAUCGAUGAAGCAGAUGGCACCAGUAGCAGGCCUGGAGGCCGUUGAGUACUAUAGUGCUCCCGAGGUUAUUCAUCAUAACUACCUCCGAUACUCAGCCAACGAAGUACCACCGCCACCACCACCACAGGCACAGGAGAAACCACCGAGUAUAGCGGGGUUAAAAAGGGGAGCAUUCUGGUUGGUGAUCUUUUCGACCACCGUGAUUGCACUGGGACUUGGUUUGGGUAUAGGGUUAGGCCUAGGCUUUCAAACCCAUGCCACCCAAAAUACAGAUGCCACGGCGUCGAGCACACCUACAUCCCCAUCCGCCAACCGAGAAACAACCACCUAUGUCAUAACCGUUAGCGCCAGCAGUUCCAGCAGGACAGCCUCCACCGCCCAGGCAUUAGCCACGGGUACAAUAGUGAGCACGGGGUGUCCCGGACGGAGCGUCGAAUCCAUCUACAUGGCGACAAUCCGCUACGAGAUCUACUGCGACAGCGACAUGACGGGGACGAACGUGGCCGUGCUGCCGACGGAGUCGAUGGAAGAGUGCGUGACGCUGUGCGACUCGAUGAACACCUGGCAGAACCGCACGGACAUCGGCUCCGUCUUCAACGAGGCUGGAGAAGGUCACCAGCCAAAAGGGAAUUGUUGGUGCAAGGCUGGAGGGGACGACCUUCGGGUCACGUCGAAUUCGGGGAAUGUGCUCGGGCGCCCGGUGGUGAUAUCUUAA